Molecule: messenger RNA, 3097 nt
Organism: Hemibagrus wyckioides
Lineage: Eukaryota; Metazoa; Chordata; Actinopteri; Siluriformes; Bagridae
Product: putative leucine-rich repeat-containing protein DDB_G0290503
Exons: 8
Coding region: 88-1692 (534 amino acids)
Molecular function (GO): GTP binding
Source: RefSeq, a predicted model, not a curated record
CUGAGACUACAAAGGCAACUGGAACAACUGAGAUAUGUCUGUGUUUAUCAGAGUGACAGAAAAUGGACAGAAGAAGAGAGAAAGAAAAUGCAGAAAUCUGCUCUACUGACUAAAAAGAAAAUCUCAGAACUGGAGAUUCAGCAGAAAACUGAGUUAGCAAAAAAAAACAAAGAGCUUGAAGAGAAAGAGAGUCUUCUAACUGAGAGAGAGACACAGCUAAUGGAAAGAGACAAACAGCUUCAGGAGAAAGACAGACUUCUGACAGAAAAUACACAAACACUGCAGAUGAAGGACAAGACACUGGAAGAGAAGGAGAAACAGCUCAGAGAGAUGAAUAUGAUGCUACAAAAAAAUCAGACACAGUUGAAGGAUAAAGAGAGACAACUGGAAAGUGUGGUGAAAGAACUGGAAACCAGUAAAAACAAGCUAACAGAAAGAGAUGAACAGCUUCAGGAGAAAGACAGACUUCUGACAGAAAAUACACAAACACUGCAGAUGAAAGAUGAGACACUGGAAGAGAAGGAGACACUGCUCAAACAGACAAGAGCUGAACUGGACAACACAAUGAAGGAAUUUGAAGACAGUCAGAGACACAUGGAGGAGAAAAACACACAACUAGAGAAUCUGAACAAACUGCUGAGGGAAAAAGAAACACAGCUGAAGAACACAGAUAAAGAGCUGGAAACCAGUACAAAUCAACUGGAGACACUGGGACAGGAACUGCAGGACAAGCAGAGACAACUAGAGGACAUGAUGAUCGUAGUGGAGCAACAGAAAACUGAGUUAACAGAAAAAAACAAAGAGCUUGAAGAGAAAGAGAGUCUUCUAACUGAGAGAGAGACACAGCUAAUGGAAAGAGACAAACAGCUUCAGGAGAAAGACAGACUUCUAGAGGAGAAAACAAAGCAGCUGCAGGAACAAACAGAUCCAGAAUCAUCAGCCCCCAUCAGGAGAAGACACAGCAAGGAAGAGUUUCCUCCAAAUAUGAGUGGAGAGACUCAGGACUCAGCACCAAUCAGGAGAAGAAACAGUAUGGAUGGAGAUCGUCCAACAUUGGGUGGAGAAUCAUCUAGUCCUCAUUCUCCAGUGUCGGUUCCUGUAGCAGAACUGAGGCUGGUGCUGCUGGGGAGGACGGGAUCUGGAAAGAGUGCAUCAGGAAACACCAUCCUGGGCAGAGAGGAGAAGAACCAGGCUGCUACAUCUACAGCUACAUCUACAGUCACCCAGCAGAGUGAGAGCACACAGGGGGAGGUGACUGGGAGGAAGGUGACUGUGGUGGACACUCCUGACUGGUUCUCUCCUGAACUCUCUCUGGAGAAGCUGAGACAGGACGUGGGACUCUGUGUCCGUCUGUCUACUCCAGGACCCCACGCCUUCCUCCUGGUCAUACCUGUAAAGCAGCCUACUGGAGAGGAGAGAGGGAUGCUGGAGAAAAUGGAGGAGAUCUUUGGAGAGAGAUGUUGGAGAAACACCAUGAUCAUAUUCAGUGUUACUGAUGAACUUCAGAAGAAGAACAUUGAGGAGUUUAUUCAAUCAGGAGACCAGGAGGUCCAGAGACUUGUAGAGAAAUGUGGGAAAAGGUUUCACUGUCUCAACAUUAAGGAGAGUGGAGAUGAUUCUCAGGUCUCAGAACUGCUGGAGAAGAUAGAGAAGAUGGUGGAAGGAAGUAGAAAGAACUUGAGGAGGAGCUGAAACGAGAGGUAGAGCAAAGGACAGAAAUGGAAGAAGAGGUGAAGAAACUAAAAGAAGAGAGAGAUAGAGAGAGAGUGGAGACGGACGGAGGAGAGACACAAACAUCAAAAUCAUCCUGCCUUAAAAAGAAAUAUUUUGGCCUCAAACAUAAAGAUGCAGGAAGAUUUCAGCAGACAGAUGGAGGAGAAGAACAGAGAGCUGACGAUUCUUAAACAGAAACAUUCAGAGCUCACAGAAUAUCUCAGACUGAGAGAAGAAGUCUAUCAGAAAACAGUGAUGAGUUUAACGGAUCAGAACCAGCAGCAGGUUUAAGCUGAAUUUACACUGCAUGUAUGACUUUGGCCUCAGUUUUGCUGUUGCAGGGAAAAAUCACACAUCGGGACAGAAUUCUUUUAUCAUGACUUGAGAUCAGUGUUCUUAUAUUUCAUAACAUGACGUGAUCACUAGAGGACAUUUUUGUGACAUUUGUAAAGAAUGACAGUUGCUGAUAAAGUUCUGACAUUGUGAGAAAUUUGCUGAUAAAAUGUCUGUGUGAGUGCUGCUGUGAUGCUCAUCUAAAACUCACCAAUAGAAGGGUUUUGGAUUAUACCAAAUGUCGAAUGCAAAUUGAUGCUUUUUUAAAAACAAAUAUUUCUAGUGCAAGGAUAACGAUAAACUGAUUUUAUGUAAAAAGACUUUUAAAAAACUACAAUUUAUAAUGGAAGACAGAACAAAAAGCAUUUUGCCUACGUUUGAGAUAAAGAUGUUCCUUAAGUUUUCCACCUCAGGGAAUGUCUUGAGUUCAGAAGGUUUCUCUGUGAUGUGACUGCAGUGUUUUCCAUUUCUUAGCUUCAAGACAGAGAAAGGAGAGAGAGACUGAUGAAGGAACCACAUAUCUAUAGGUGUUAUAAGUAAUAACAAGAAAUAAAUUGUUUCUCAGACAUUCUAUAGCAUUACAUGUUAAACUAAAUGGGGAAAAGAAACGUGUGUCAUUCUUUAAUCAAUAAACACUAAGAAUUUUUGUAAUAGUAAAAAAAAAAAAAUCAGCUUCCAGGUGAAAACAGUAACCCAAUCAUUAAUUGUUUUCCUCUAACUGCACACCCCCAAGUGUUUUAUUCCAUUAUGGUGUUAAUUGAUAUAAUGAUAUAAACACAGGAAGUGAAAUCAUGUAGUUACACUUUUCCAGUGUUUAAUAAUGUUUUAGUGUCACUUUUACUUCGCUUAGCUCACUUCUCCUGGUGUCUGGUUCUGCUUCUUAAUUCAUGCCUAAUUUCUAUAAUAGAAACAGAGCAGCUGAAUGAGUGACAUAUUUCGACAUACUUUAUAAGUGUAAUAUAUUAUUAAUGAAAGUUCUAUGGAAUGUUUUGUAUUUGGAAAUGUAAAGAAUAAUUGUAAUAAAUGCCUCCACCAGUAGAGGUCAACAAGU